AUGACUUCUACCCAGGCUGGCACCAGUGGUUUAGAAGCAGACACAACCCCGAAUGUUGAAACAUAUAUAGAGCUCUCAGUGGAGAACCCAGAUAGUAUUCUGCCGAAUACCAUGGUUCCACAGUCUCAACAUCCUUCCAAGCCCUGGAAAAACUUCCAAUCCUUCGGGGGCCAUCCUUUCCCAAUGCCCUCAACUUCAUUUACAAUAUUCGACGACCUGCAGGAUGUGAUAUCAAGAGGUCUAGUCACUCUCGAAAAGGCCGAAGAAUCCGUGCAGCAUUUUAGAAGCACUGCCUCAAACUCUCCAUUUGUUAUCAUCUCACCUGGUACUUCAAUCGACUACCUCCGACGGCAAAAGCCCUUUCUGCUCCUCAACGUCCUUGCAAUGGCAACCGUCAACAAUAUGAAGCUUCAGAAGCUUCUUGACCAAGAGAUACGCGACACGCUAGGUCGAAGAGUGUUCAUGUCCGGUGAAAAGUCCCUAGAUUUACUGCAAGGGAUUUUGAUCUAUCUCACCUGGCACCACUUCUUCUUUGAACCGGAACACCAGCAAAUAUAUCAACUCUGCCAAUUAGCGGCUUCUAUGGCGAUUGAUCUUGAAAUCACCACGUCACAGCAAGACAGAAAACAUACUCCUUCCACAUCCUUCAAUCUCUUAUCCGUCAUUGCCGAAAGCCCCGUAAAGCUAUCGUCGUCACAAGACGCCGAAGCAAAGAGAGCUUUACUCGGUUGCUACUACAUCACAUCCACACUGUGCAUUGGGCUGAGGAAGCCCAACAACAUAAAAUACACCUCUUACACCGACGAGUGUUGUCAAGUCCUUGCCGCAGCCCAAGAAUUCGAAUCAGACGCUCUCAUUCCGUACUUCGUCCGCUUGCAGAAGCUCGCCCAUGAUAUAAACCAAACCUUUGACUAUGACGGACAUCAAGACCUGGCCUCGCUGGACCCAGUCAGGGUAGACAUGCUAGUGAAAGCAUUCAAGCAGCAGCUGGGUGAGUUUGAGAAGACCUUCCCGGCCGAAAUCUGGAAACACGACAUGCUCAGACUAGCAUACUACCAUCUCUGCACCUUCGUCAACGAAGUCGGCUUCCACAGAACCGUACUGCCUCCCCCGGAUCUCAGGACCGACCAAUCAAGCUACCACACCUGGGAUUCGUCCAUCACGCGAAGCGAAGUCCUAAUCAGCUGUCUCAACGCCGCCAAAGACUACCUGGAACGCUACCUCUCGCUCCCCACAGAAGCUCUAUUCAACGCCACGUUCGCCGACCACGCAAAACUAGUCUACAACGUCCUCAUCCUCAAGCUCUUCGCUACGUGGGUCACCGACGACCAUUCAACCCUCGACGCCGCGCAUAUCCAGCACAGCGCCAACUUCCUCUUCUACACGCAAGCGCUCGUGUGCAAGUUCGAGAGCAUGGGCAAGAUAUACCGCGACUGUGGAUUGUUGGAAGACUACACGCUGUAUCUAGCGCAGCUGUUCCGCAUCUACGAGAGUCGCGCAAGAGACGAGAUGGGCGCUAGGCAGUUCUCGACCAAUAUUUGCUUGGAUAUGUCGGUCAUGCAGAUGCUCCCGAGCAAUGCUUCUUGUCAUGGCCAACACUCUUCUUACGACCCUCGUCCACCUACCGUAGUUCAGACGCAGGAGCAUUCAGAGGAGCAGUGGGCGGAUAUGUUGGUUAGGUGGUCGCCGUCCCUGGAUCAACACGACUUGUCAUCCGAAGCCCUUUUCACGUGA
Molecule: messenger RNA, 1734 nt
Organism: Lachnellula hyalina
Lineage: Eukaryota; Fungi; Ascomycota; Leotiomycetes; Helotiales; Lachnaceae
Product: Transcriptional regulator
Exons: 4
Coding region: 1-1734 (577 amino acids)
Biological process (GO): regulation of DNA-templated transcription
Cellular component (GO): nucleus
Molecular function (GO): DNA-binding transcription factor activity, RNA polymerase II-specific; transcription cis-regulatory region binding
Source: RefSeq, a predicted model, not a curated record